UACUUCUUCGAGAUAUUUCCUGACUUUAGUCACGUGAGCAUACUGCCUGUUUUCAUUGGUCAACAGCCAGUGCUUGUUUAUUUCCGGAAGUCAUUCGCCAUCAUCGGACUUUCCGUGCGGGUGUCAAAUCUCAACAUCCAAUCUUUCCAACUACGGCAGAAAUAGGCGUGCCCUCAGCAGCGAGAUGGCACAUUGGUUUCACCGAAACCCCUUGAAGGCGACUGCGCCCGUGUCCUUUAACUUUUAUGGCGUGGCAGGGAGCCCAUCUGCCAAUAAAGUUUGCAAUGACCUAAGGACAUCGAGGGCGAGGCUGCUGGAGAUGUUCACUGAUGUCACCUGCAACGCAGACAUCAUGAAGAACGCCACAGAUGCAUACUUCUCUCUCUUACAAUGCUUUAUCGUACCCUUGGAUGGUAGUACACAGGACAACAAGAUGAGGUACAUCCAGAACUUCAAAUGGACUGAUACUCUCCAAGGAAACACAGCAAGUGCCCAGCAAGAUGCAGUCUUCGAGUUGGUCUCCAUGGCCUUCAACGUCGCCUUGUGGCACACCAAGUUGGCCUCCAGAAUUGCAGGAAGAGAAAAUGUAUCAGAAGACGAAGCCAAAGAUGUUCACCGGUGCCUGAAGGUUGCUGCUGGAAUAUUCACACAUCUCAAGGAGGCCCAUGUUCCUCGUCUCAUCACCCCUGCAGCAAAAGGCAGAGACUUGGAGACCCGAGUGAUCGAUGCAUACAUCAUUCAGUCUCAGGCAGAAGCUCAAGAAGUAACAAUCGCCAGAGCCAUCGAACUGAAGCACAAUGCUGCAAUUAUUGCAGCUUUGGCGUUUGAAACAGCAAACUUCUACCAUAGAGCCGACCACGCGUUGAACACUUUGGAGCCCGAAUGCAGCAGCAAGUGGAGAAAGUACCUCCAGCUGAAGUAUCACUUUUACUUGGCUUAUACGUACUGCUAUCAUGGCCAGACGCUGCUGGACACUGAUAAGUGUGGUGAGGCCAUACGCUCUCUCCAAGAAGCAGAAAAGUGCUAUACUCGUGCUGAGGAGCUGUGUAAGGAGUAUCGUCACACCAAAGGUCCAGGGAGCACUGCGAAACCUUCAGAGCAGCUCUUCUUCCGCAAACUGGGCGGCCUGAUUAGAAACACCCUUGACAAGUGCCUGAGAGAAAAUGGCUUCAUAUACUUCCACAAGAUCCCAGCAGACCCCCCCCAGCUGGAGCUGAAAGCCAACUAUGGUCUGGCUGAGCCCGUCCCCUUUGAGCUGCCCUCACCCAGCGAGCAGUGUUCUCCUGAAGUCUACGCCACCUUUGACCUGACCAAGGCAGCCAAACGUGACAAGGCCAAAGCUAAGGAAGAAGAAGUACAAGCGAUGAAGGAGCCUGAUUUAAAGCCCCAGAAGGACUCAGGCUGCGUUCUUUCUUAAAUACAAGACUUCAUUCCUCUCCUCAACAUAAGUAUCCACAUAUUUACAACUUUGUUUUGCAAAAAUCAUAUCAGCUGGAAUGUUUGCUUAUGACAUCACGCACUCCACCUUCCAAAUAGAAACCAAAAGCAAGCGGUUUAUAUUUCAUCAUCUGCUUUAUAGACAUUUAAUACGUCAUUGACCCUUCUGAUCUUAUAUCUAAAUAAUCAGGCUAUCCUUUUUAAAGUAUUAUUUAAAAUAUUAAUAAAUUUCACCUUACAUUCCAAAUACCCGUUAGUUUCAAACAUGUUGAAAGGGUCAGUCAUAUUAUAUUAAACACUCUUUCGUGGUCUGCACAACAUGUAUCACUGCUUCUUUGCUGAAACUUUGCAUUGAUUUUGUUCUACUGACCUUCAAGCUGCUUUCUGCUCCGUUUCAUCACAGUUCCUUCUGAGAGGAGGAGUUGUUGGAUGCAAAUUAACCUCUCCUAGCACUGACUAAGCAUUCACCCCCGCCCGGCAGCAAUGUUUUGCAGUUGUUUACCUUCCUUGCUUUUAUUGUGCACUUUUGACAUGGAUGACCAGCACUUAUCAUCCAAGAUGACAUAGCGACAUUAGCAGCUCGCCGUAGUUUGAUGUCAAAAAGUGGAACUCUACAUGCUGGCUAAGGUUCAACUUGUACCGAGUCUAACAUUGUAAUGUUAGACGCUGGACGUAUACAUGUGUAUAUUGACUUCUAUUCUACGUCAUGUAAAUAACUUGGCUGCUUUCAGUUGUAAUCAUAGAGCCCACUACAUCGCUAAGGUAAUGUGGGUUUAUAUAACUAACUGGUCCAUUGCCAAAAACAGUUGGCACUGAUCCAAUGAAAACUUUUUUUGUUUUUUUUGGCGCAGGACCUUGCCUUACAGUUGAAGGCUAAGCUAGCUACACAACAAAUGGAACUAAAAUUGCUAAUGUAUCAUUCAUAGAUUUAUAUUAUACUGUUAUGAUGUACUGUUUCUUUGUGUCCUCCAUUGCCAUAGACACUGCCAUUAAAAGUAACUUCUGGGGAAAUCCA
Nerophis ophidion (straightnose pipefish) is the source of this 2452-nucleotide messenger RNA. It is a transcript of the gene brox, whose product is annotated as BRO1 domain and CAAX motif containing. The record is from RefSeq and is a predicted model, not a curated record. Lineage: Eukaryota; Metazoa; Chordata; Actinopteri; Syngnathiformes; Syngnathidae. Bases 185 to 1417 code for a protein of 410 amino acids. The transcript is spliced from 13 exons.